Molecule: messenger RNA, 2103 nt
Organism: Photinus pyralis (common eastern firefly)
Lineage: Eukaryota; Metazoa; Arthropoda; Insecta; Coleoptera; Lampyridae
Product: polycystin-2-like
Exons: 14
Coding region: 51-2006 (651 amino acids)
Biological process (GO): detection of mechanical stimulus
Cellular component (GO): membrane
Molecular function (GO): calcium ion binding; calcium channel activity
Source: RefSeq, a predicted model, not a curated record
UACUUAAAUCGCAUAUAAAAUUGGCAUUUUCCGUUUAGCAAAGACUCAAAAUGGAAGAAGAAGAAGAAGAAUCAGAGAUUUUGUGGCCAGUAUCAGAAUUGGUCGAACUAGAACCUAAACCAAUAUACGCAAGAACGCUGGCCCGUGAGAUGUUAAUAUUUAUAGCUUUUUUUGCAUUUGUUACCGCGGUUGCAGUUACUUCAAUUGAUCCAAUUACUUACUACCAAUAUCGAUUAUUUGAGCAGCUUUUUGUGGAAUCCAAAAUACCGCCUUUAGAUAAAUACCCAAGGAUUGGUUUAAGGGACGUGUAUUCCAUGUCGGAUAUUUGGAGAUACUUGGAGUAUGUGUUCUACGAUGGGUUCCAUUGGAAGUUUUAUUAUGACGAACGUUAUAAUACAAAAGAAAUACCCGAGGACAGUCCAGAUAGGAACGUCGCAUUCGAUAAUAAGCUGUUGGGUGUACCACGACUGAGACAAUUAAAGGUUCGUAAAGACUCAUGCCUGAUAAAUUCCGCCUUCGCCAUGGGUAUAAAACAGUGCUUUGGAUAUUAUUCCCAUGUCACUGAAGAACGUAAUAAGUUUGGAGACCAAUCACAGUUUGUUUUCGUUGAGACACUCAAGAGCAACUCAUAUGUGGGAAAACUAUAUACAUAUCCGGGUUCUCGUGGUUACAUAGUUAAGCUGGCAAUUAGAGAUAUUAGUGACGAUACACCAAACAGUAUUCCUGUAUUGAAGAAAAGUUUGUGGAUAGGAAGAGGAACGCGCGUGGUGUUUGUGGAAUUUCCAACCUAUAAUUCAAACACAAACCUAUUUUGUGUAGUAAAACUCGUUUUCGAAAUUCCACCAACUGGCGGAGUAGUCACAAGUCACAGUUUUCGAGUAGUCAGGCUUUUACGCUAUGUGACAAUAUCCGAUUAUGCACUGUUGGCGUGUGAAGUGAUUGUCUUUCUAUUUAUACUAGCAUACACAGUGUUUCUGGGAAUUGAACUAAAUCAUCUUGGAGCAUUGGCAUUGACUCGGUUUUGGAGUUAUAUGAACAUUCUGAUUGUAGUGAUGGGGUAUGUAAUAUUUGGACUAAAAAUUGCGACGUACAUGCAAUUCAACACCGUGAAACCUAGUUUACUAUCAACCGAGAAUUAUGUGAACUUAGAGGGCCCAGCUGCUAUGCAGCUCUACCAAGACAACGCAGUGGCCUUUUUUGCAUUUUUGGUUUAUAUAAAAGUAUUUAAGUUUAUGGUUAUUAGUAAGACGCUAGGCCAACUCAACACUACAGUUCGUAAGUGUAUUUGGGAUGUAAUCACGUUUGUAAUACUACUGCUAAUUGUAUUUAUCAUAUUCGCCUUGUUUGGAUACAUGAUAUUCAAUUCAGAGGUCGCAGAAUUUAGUAGUUAUGGUGUGGCGAUGUUUACACUAUUUCGGGCUAUUUUAGGGGACUUCGACUAUAGUGUUAUUGAAGCUGCCAAUGCUUACGUCGCACCCAUAUAUUUUGUUUUAUUUAUGUUAGUUGUGUUCUUCCUUGCUUUGAAUAUGUUUUUGGCCAUUAUCAACGAAGCUUAUUACCACGUCAAGCUAGAUAUAGCUGCUUGUCCAAAACAUAAACGGAUGCCUUGGUACCUCAAAGAAGCUUUUCGUGAACUUUUCUCCAUGGCACCUUCAGAAGAGGAUGAUGGUGAAUCCCCUUAUCAAGCGGCAAUUUCCGAAAUUCGGGAUACUCUGAAUCGGUUAGGUUUUGAUGACGUGGAAACCGAACUCUUUUUUUCGCGUUACAAUAUUGACCCAGCUGCACAACUUCCCAGUUAUGAUCCUUAUAAAUUACUCAAAGAAUUUGAAGCCAAACUUCGAGAUGGGAAAGCGGACACUAGGGCGGUGGAAUCGAUAACCCUAGAAGAUGUUAUUGCUCAACAGGAGAAGAUGUUUGAUUUGGAAAAAGUUAUUGGUCUCUUGACAACUAAGGUAGAUUUUCUACUAAAGAAGUUGGAUACUCUCGAAAAUGUUCGCAAAAAAUAGCAAAGUAUAAGAUGGACAUAACAGUUCUAAUUGAAAGCUUAUUGUGUUUCAAUUCGCAUUACUUUAUUAUUUGUUUCUCAAUAUACAAUCAUAUGUA